Mauremys mutica (yellowpond turtle) is the source of this 1537-nucleotide messenger RNA. RefSeq lists its product as uncharacterized. The transcript has 5 exons. The coding region runs from base 500 to 1375 and encodes 291 amino acids. The record is from RefSeq and is a predicted model, not a curated record. Lineage: Eukaryota; Metazoa; Chordata; Testudines; Geoemydidae.
CACAUCAUCAGGUGGGGAAUAAGCAGCAGAAACUCAGUGGGCUUACAUUCAAGCAUCUCUCAGUGAUACUCAUCCCUUUGAGAGACAGGAGGGGAGGAAAACAGGAUAUGGUUUCUAACUAAAUUUCCCAACAAGUCACAGAACUGGUAAUAAAACCAGUCAAUUUGGUGGUUGUGAAAAGGGCCAAGAUGACAGCCUGUUAGACGCCCCCCAUGAGCCUGAGCAGCAGUGAUAUAAACAUGCCACACGCAUGCAUCAUGCUUAAGCCCUGCUUUGGAGGAUCCAGCUCUACGAUUCAGGGUGGAAUUCAGUCUCCAGAGCACAUUUCAGUCCUUGGCCUCUCUGCUGAGAGGCCAACAGAGUAACCAGUUCUGGUAGUGGGGUUAGAAAGUCCUCCCAUUCUGCACCAGAAAGCCGGGGAGGAGCCCAGGACUUCACAACAAGCAAAGAACCUUCUAACAAAAGCCCAGCUGGGUGAUAUGAGGGACUUCCAUCCACCAUGUUUCUGCUGAUUUUGGUGUUGCAUUUGGCCAUGCCCAUUCCCGGGAGAAGCUGGAGUUUCUGGACAACAAAAGAGACUGAGGAUGAUAGUUUUUCCUGGUAUUACUCUUCAAAGACAGUAGGGGAGAGGCUGGAUGAGCACAUCAAGACCAUAGACAGGCAUCUGGACAAGCACAUUGGUACCUUAGGCACAUGGGUAGAUCAACACGUCUGGAGCCUCAACAAGUGGGUGCAGGAGCACAUGGGGACCCCAGACAAGUGGGUGGAUGAGCAUACAGAGGACCUGCUUGGGUGGCUGGAUGAGCACAUUGGGGCCCUCGACAAGUGGCUGGACAGAUAUGUUUGGACCCUGAAUGAGUGGCAUGAGGAGUAUGUUGAAGCUUUCGACAAGAGGCUAGAUGUACAUGUUCAAGACAGGUACCAGAAAGACCACACUGCAAACAUAGUUACGUGGCUGGACCACAACAACAGGACCCUGUACAAGUGGCUGGAUGAGACUGUCAUAAUCCUGUACAAGUUGCUGGAGGAGUAUGAUGGGACCACAGACAAGUCACUGGUAGAGUAUGCUGAGGUUCAGGUCAAGCUGCUGGAGAACCACGUCAAAGUCCUAGAAGAGUUCCUGCACCAGUCCCUGACAGCCACCAAUAACUGGCUGGAAAGACAUGCCAGGGCCAAAGAAGAGCCCUCAGACAAGGAUGUCCAGUGGCUGCAGAGUACGUGUCUACAGGAGCAAGAGGAUGAAGAGGCCCAAGAAGUGGGGCCAGAAGACAAAUACAUCACAGCCAUAAGGAACUGGUUGGGGAAGUAUGUUGGCGCCAUGAAAAAGUGGCUACAGGAGAACUUCGGAUACCAAUACCAAAAGAGCCUGAUGUAGGGGGUUUGUAUAGUGCCCAAGACAAAGAGCUGUGUGCCACCUCCCCUGUGGACAACAUAUUAAUCUAUUCAUCAUCCCUGGGACAGCCACCUGCCCAGAGAGCACAGACUGGAAAACACUAACAUGAAUAAACCUUAACAGCAGAUCUCUCACUUCUUCAUU